Molecule: messenger RNA, 2427 nt
Organism: Closterium sp. Yama58-4
Lineage: Eukaryota; Viridiplantae; Streptophyta; Zygnematophyceae; Desmidiales; Closteriaceae
Source: the annotation of a GenBank genome assembly
AUGGGCAUCGUUCCACCGGCGACACGGAACACGAAUCCAGUCAACGACGUGCCAGCAGCCACAGAAGAUCGGCCGACAUCUUCGCGUAUUGCCCGCGGGGUUGAGGCACCAGAAGAGACAACCCGGGGUCCACAAGCAUCUCCCAUCACCGCCACCGAGGCACAUGUGGCACCCCCAAUGCGUGAGUUGUUCGUGUCGGACGUGGCAGAAUUGGGAGAGGAUGACAUGGCGGAUGCGCCAUCCGUCGCAUCUUCCGACGAAACGGCAGAUGAGCUUGACGUGCGGAUAGCGCUGGCCUACAUAUGCCGCAAGUAUUUUUUCCCCAACACCGCCAUCACCGUGAUCAUUCGGUUAUUUAAGAGCAUGAAAUGGGCCGCUUCAGAUCUGCAUUUCUGGGAAUCAUUCCGCGAUCUAGAGGAGUUCGAAAGGGAGUUCGCCCCGGGGGAUGAGGCUUGGGAGGCGGUGGAUCUUGAGCUCGCAGGUGAUUUCGGCACUAUCACGUUCCGAUACCGCCCAAUCAUCCGGGUGCGCCAUGCGGUCCUGCUCAAGAUAUGGGCCCGAAUGUCUGGUGUCGACGGAUUCGCAACGCGACCCAUCAUCACCCGCGGAGAGGAUAAGGUGCGGAGGUACACCAGCCCGGUGGAUACGAACUGGUUCCACCAAGCCACGGAAGAGCUCAAGGGUAAGGCCAUAGUGGCUGGCAUCCUGCUAUUCAGUGACUCCACGCACCUUACCUUCAACGGACGUCAGUUUGCGCACCCCCUGCGGAUGACCCUGAUCAACAUCCCUGAGGCGUUUCGGUGGCUACUAGGGGGUUCAGAGACAAUCGCCUUGUUUCCGGCUCUUCCGUCUGACAUGUCGGCAGAGCAGAAAACGGCGGUUGUUCAACAGAUGCUGAAGAUUGUGCUGGGCCCGAUCAUGGAGGUUUCCACGGCCGAAAGCGGGGGGGUGCAGGUCAUGGAUCAUACGGGUCGUGAGUACACAGUGAUACCCAUGCUAUCCAUUUGGGCAUGUGACCACCCUGAGUCGUCCAAGAUCACGUGCACGAUGGCGGCGUCGUCCAACAAGCCGUGCUCCAUGUGCACCGUUAGCCGAUGGGAUCUCGCGAAGGUCACAGCCGCCUUGACACCACGCACGGUGGCGGAUCAGAAGCUACUGUUUGAGGACAUGGCCCGGUGCACGCCCGAGGAACGCGCCCUUAUCAAGAAGGCGUGGUCCACCCACUAUGUGGCGUGCGCUUUGUGGGAGUGGGGCUAUGUCACGAAGCAAUGGGGCAAUCUCUAUGAGGCCAUUGGUGUUUGCGUACUACACGCGGUGGACGAAGGGAUGAAUGCAAGGAUUCUUGCGGGCGAGACGCCGGGGUCUGUGCUGAGAGUGCCGAACGUGGUCACCUACUUCCGUACACUCGCACGCUACGCCGCUUGGGAGCAUCAGUCCAUGAUGCAGAUUGUGCCGCUUCUCAUGCACCUGCCGGGCCGCGAGGACGUGGGUCGGGCCAUGGUGAUGUUCAACGACUGGUACCGGGCGUACUUCAAGGUCCCAUACCACACGGAGGCGUCAUUGACGCAAUGCAUUGCGAUGUCUGAGGAGCUGGUUGAUACACUCGUGCGAGUGUUUCCCAACCAGAAGUCCCAUUGGCUGCUCAUUAAGGUGCAUGAGAUCGCUCACCUUCCCGACCUGAUCCGCUCGCGAGGCAUGCCUCAAGAAUACUCGACGAACAUGGGGGAACAUUCGCACAAGACAGAGGUGAAGUGCCAUGCGCGGAACUCCAACUGGCGCGAUGUGGGCCGCGACAUCGCCGUGCGGCACGAACGACUUGCCGCGAUCAAGGAACUGACCAAAGACGAUGGCGGAGGCAAGUCGUACGAGACUGCCAUGCGCCUGGCAAUCGACCGCAACGAGCGUGUGCUCACAAAGACGUUUCGGCGCAUGAACCUUGGUGCACCGCUAGACCCCGCAUGGACCUCGUACGAGUUGGCGCUGGGCGAGGAGGUGAUGGGCAAGUUCAACAGGGAGCUGGCGCGUUCGCAGAUCACUGUGACACGCCUACAGGUGCACAUAGCAAUGGCGAUCCCUCCCCACGACCGGAUGGACAGGGGGGACCAUGGGCAGUUGGUGAAGGCCGCACCUGAGGAACGGAAGUUCAGCCACAUUCGCAUUGAGGGAGGGGGUGCGGUGUGGUUCGGGCGGGUCCUGGUUCUCUUCCAGUUCACGGGGCCCGAUGGUAACAGGAUCCAACGAGCGUUUAUCAAGUACUACGAUGAGGUUGAACCACGCUGUGCAGUGACUGGUUGCCAGCGUUUACUGCCGACCAGUGGGGUUGAUGAGUAUGCGGUGAUCGAGCUGGAGAGCAUCCUUUGCCUGGCCCACAUCGUGCCGUCAUUUGUCGAUCCCCAGUUCUUCUUGGUAAACAGGUUUUUGUUUUAG